CUCGCAGUAAACUCUAUCACUUAGUCGUUGGUUAGUCCUUUGUACAGAUAACAGAACUCGGUGCCGCUCUGUGUUUCUUGUUGGGCUGUGAAUGUCUUAAUGGGUGAUUUGGAAUCGAUCCAGAAAGGAUGCUUCGGAAAUUGCAUUGAUAAUCGCAGUGUUUGUCAAAGUCAUAGAUGUCACAGUGUUGUGCAAGGGUUAUUAAUUGGUUUAAUGGCUGUUAUCAAAGCUCACCGAUAGACUUGACAGAGACCAGACAAAGGUUAGGACAAUGUCAGUUAGGUGUUUGUCUUGUAGAGAGACUGAUAUGUGGGUCGGGACAGACAUUAGUAAUGUUAGUUUAGGCGUAGGCUAGAUACUCAGCCUAUAUAGAGUAGAGUUUGGGGCAGUCGGGACACAGCGCCAUGUAGUGUUAGCAGGGGCGUGUGUCGUGUGCUAGGCGUUUUCUGGUAGACGACACAUACAGACAUUGGGAGCAAGUCGCCGAGGUUGGCUCGCGAUCUUGGCUCCAAGAUGUGUGAGUUGUUUGCCAGAGACAACAUGUAGGAACUAAUUCUUAAGGACCAGGGUAAGAAGAAAUGUUUUUAUUUGUUAUAUAUCUAGCAUUAGAUGUUAAUAGAUUAUGAAUAAAUAGUAUGGCGCUUUAGCUAGUUGUUAGCGAUAUCUUGAUUAUUUGUCUAUUUAGAGUGACAGUCUUGGCGACUGUCUGAGUCUUAGUGACAUUCUGACGGUCAGAGACGGUAGAUCUAUAUAUGGUGUAUCCUUGCCUGCUACUCAAGGGGAUAUCACUCUAGUAUUGAGCGGACUGUGACGUUGGGUUCCAGGAUCCGUGCAGAGACUAGAGAGAGAGAGAGAGAGAGAGAGAGAGACAAGAGAAAUGGAAAGUUCAUCGUGACCUACAGCCAAGCAUCAAUGUCUAUGUGAUUAUUAAAUUUUAAUUCUAGAAUCACAUGUUAUAUGUAACUAUAGUUGUUAAUUAAAUAUUUAUUUUUCAUAUGCAAAUUUGUGUCCAGAGAUCAUGAUUUAUAUCAUUAUUGAAUAUUGUGGUCUUUAAUCCAUAGUCAUCUGUGAUGUGUGUGUUUUAUCAGCUAAAUUACAUCAGUAAGAAUCACCCUAGACGUAUAGCCAUCAAGAGCUGAUAUCAAGAUCUUGACAAUUGGGGCCUCGUCUAAAGUUUUAUUUUAAUUUUCUACGACACUUUAAUGAUGUCUGGGGGCUAAUGAAUAACUGGGACCUGUUAUUUUUCUUUAAGUGAAAAUACUUUAGUUAUACUUGAUAUAGUAUUGACAUUUAUUUUUUUAUCCAUCAUAGUAUUGAGAAAAUUGUAUUUUGCUUGUAAAGGUUUGGACGAAUAUUCACUGCUUAGAAUUAGCAUUAAGUAGAGUUUCUGUUUACACUUGUAAUACCAUGAUUGUAUUUUUCAAGAUUUUUUUUUUUUCUACAUUUUGUUUUCUGCCUAGCAUUUGUUGUGGUACAGGUGAAUUGGCUGUUUGGCAGUGGACGUCACACAUGAUCUAUUUUUAGACUGUCACUCCUGAUUCCUGCGCCCAUUGUCUUGGGGCCUUCGUGUAUCCACGGUUUGAGGGUAACGUAGUUAUCUUCAGCGCGUGUUUUUUCAAUGUUUAGGUAAGCUGUAUGAUGUAGUGAGAUAGGUGUAAGUUUUCUUGUUUUUAUUUUUGAUAGGGAGCUUAGGGAUUUCAUAGAGGUGGGAUAGAAAGAGGUGGACAUUAUUUUUAAAGCAUAAUUACUGCACUGGGCAGUGUUACAUUUAUACUGUGCUUAUACUGUGUUUUUUGCAGGCAGACAGGGGCGAGUUAUUGUUUGGAGAAGGUAGAAGGGGGUUGGACCUGUAUGUUCGCGUUGGGCAAACGUAUAGUGUCGUUGUCCUCAGUUAUUUUUUUUUCUUGCUUUUUAGCUUGUUAAGUUUUGUAGAUGGUUAGCCAGGUGAGCAGUACUGUUGGCCAGUUGUUUUUUUUGUUGCCAUUUUGGUGUUUUGAUAGGCGGGAUAGGGGGUUUGAGAGACAGACAAUGGCGUUGGGUCAUGUAGUGUCUACCCCACCCAUGUAUUUUAGUAAUGCCUAUCAAACCUUGUAGUUGUUAAUGGAAGUUUUGGAAUUUCGUUUCCAGUGCCAUGCCAGAGGGCAGGGACAUUUGUUUUUCUUCUCCCUCUUAGUUGAGGUCGAGCGUUGAUUUUUUUUACCUGGUGUGUCCUUGUUGUACGGAUUCAUGGUAGUUAAGUCACAGGGUGACGUAAUGAUUUUUUGUUGUUGCGGCAAGAGUUGUUUUUUUUUACAGUGGGUCUCGAGUUUUGUUGGGCCUGGUUUCAGUUUUUUGUAUGCCGUCUAUUUUUUUUGCUUGAACGUGUUGAUGAUAGUUGGCUAUAGCUCUAUAUAGAAUAUCCGACAUUAGGUAUGUCGUGGAUUUUUUUAUUUCAGUGAGAUGUUGCUGUGUUGACAGAUCAUCAGUUUAUCAAGGUCAUUUGAUUAGUUUGUUCAACGUUUGAUAUUACUAAGAUGUUAAAGUUUAGGCCUGACGAGCUUGAAUUGGUUUUGAUUUUUUUUACAUAGAUUUUUUUUUUUUUUUUUUUUUUUUUUUGUUGGCAAAUAUUUGAGCUUUAGCUGAGUUAUGGCGAUUAAUGUACACGCUAUCUAGAUAGCUCAGAAAAUUGGCGUUUAGGGACAUUUGUAUCCAAGGUGGAACAUGAGUUGUUUGUUGAAGAGUCAAGUGAGUCCUUCUAAUGGGGGAGGGUGCAUAACAGACACUGAAGUAAAUGACAAAGCGUUGUUUUUUUUCUACGACAUGUGUGAUGGACACUGGCAAUGAGUACAGCCAUUUGACCAAUUUCUAUUCUAUUGCAGGGAUGCUAAUGAAUUUUGUAUUUUCAUUUUAUUAUCAUUAUGUUUUAGUUACUUAUAGAUUGAAUUACACUGUUCUAUAUUUAGGUCGAUCAAUAAUAUGCAAGUGUAGCUUACAAUCAGAAAAAAAUUGUCCAUGAUUAGAUGAUAUCAUUUUUCUUUCUUUUAGUUUUAUUUUAAUUCGUGUUUUACUUGCACUCGAGAUUUGAUUGGCAGAAUUGCAUUUUCACUUUGAUGUAUAUUUUUUUUUUGUAAAUCUACUUGCAGAGAUUCAUGACUAUAUUAUUUGAUGAUUAAAGUUGAAGUUUGUGACAGUUGCAGUGCAGAUAUAUGAGAUGGCGAUGUUCACAUGUUUAUUUUGAUUUUUUUUUCUUUCUUCUUAAUUACAACCACUUUGUUUAUGAUUUUAUAAUCUUAUUCCAGUGUGCUACAGUUGCCUUAAGUCUUUGGUAGGCAAUGCUGCAAGUGUUCUAUAACAUUAUUUUUAUGUCUCAUUAUAGUUCCAGAAUUUGUUCUCAAAAUGUGAGGUGGUAGAGGCAGUUUAGACAGUCGCAUUAGUGUGACUUUGGUUGCAAAUAUUGCAACAAAAGUCAAAGGAGAAGGGGAAGAUGUCACAGUGUUGUGCAAGGGUUAUUAAUUGGUUUAAUGGCUGUUAUCAAAGCUCACCGAUAGACUUGACAGAGACCAGACAAAGGUUAGGACAAUGUCAGUUAGGUGUUUGUCUUGUAGAGAGACUGAUAUGUGGGUCGGGACAGACAUUAGUAAUGUUAGUUUAGGCGUAGGCUAGAUACUCAGCCUAUAUAGAGUAGAGUUUGGGGCAGUCGGGACACAGCGCCAUGUAGUGUUAGCAGGGGCGUGUGUCGUGUGCUAGGCGUUUUCUGGUAGACGACACAUACAGACAUUGGGAGCAAGUCGCCGAGGUUGGCUCGCGAUCUUGGCUCCAAGAUGUGUGAGUUGUUUGCCAGAGACAACAUGUAGGAACUAAUUCUUAAGGACCAGGGUAAGAAGAAAUGUUUUUAUUUGUUAUAUAUCUAGCAUUAGAUGUUAAUAGAUUAUGAAUAAAUAGUAUGGCGCUUUAGCUAGUUGUUAGCGAUAUCUUGAUUAUUUGUCUAUUUAGAGUGACAGUCUUGGCGACUGUCUGAGUCUUAGUGACAUUCUGACGGUCAGAGACGGUAGAUCUAUAUAUGGUGUAUCCUUGCCUGCUACUCAAGGGGAUAUCACUCUAGUAUUGAGCGGACUGUGACGUUGGGUUCCAGGAUCCGUGCAGAGACUAGAGAGAGAGAGAGAGAGAGAGAGAGAGACAAGAGAAAUGGAAAGUUCAUCGUGACCUACAGCCAAGCAUCAAUGUCUAUGUGAUUAUUAAAUUUUAAUUCUAGAAUCACAUGUUAUAUGUAACUAUAGUUGUUAAUUAAAUAUUUAUUUUUCAUAUGCAAAUUUGUGUCCAGAGAUCAUGAUUUAUAUCAUUAUUGAAUAUUGUGGUCUUUAAUCCAUAGUCAUCUGUGAUGUGUGUGUUUUAUCAGCUAAAUUACAUCAGUAAGAAUCACCCUAGACGUAUAGCCAUCAAGAGCUGAUAUCAAGAUCUUGACAAUAGACUGGUUUGAUCUCAACGUAAAGUACACAAAUCACCAACGAAACAUCUUUGAAAUCAACACAGGGAUUUGAGUUUAGCCAGUUUCUUGUUACCUGUAACAUUGUUGAGCUAGAGCCUUGACCUUUACAUAGAUUUACAUCUAGGCUACAUUAAGAAAACAAAUGUAUGGACUUUGGUCUGAUUGAGAAAACGUUUUAAAUAUUGAAGCAUGCUAAUAGUUUAGCCAGCGGAUAGGUUCUUUUCAAUGCAUCUUUUUUAAAGUAAAUGUCACUGUAUCUUUAUAUUUUAUUGAAUCCUGUUUCCUGAAGACAGAAAGUGUGUUUUAAGAUCAGACUCUGCUAUUGUGUCUGCUAUCGCUGGAUGGUCAUUGUUCUCUUCUUAACGAACUCCGAUCUAGUGAAGGUCUUAAUUAAAACAAUACGUGAUAACCGUGUGAUUGCCAGUAGUGUCAGAGCAUGACAUCUAGAGUGCUGUAGUGUUCAGGAGUAUAGCAGAUCACGUGACAUCUAGAGUGCUGUAGUGUUUAGGAGUAUAGCAGAUCACGUGACAUCUAGAGUGCUGUAGUGUUCAGGAGUAUAGCAGAUCACAUGACAUCUAGAGUGCUGUAGUGUUCAGGAGUAUAGCAGAUCUAUUGACUGUAUAGUUCACAGUGACCGAGGAGCAGUUAACAAUGUUGGAUACAAUGCGAGGCAUAGUAUUCAAGAAAAGUAGCCCCAACGGAAAAAUCACAACAUAUUUGGGAAAGAGAGAUUUCAUUGAUCAUUUGUCUCACAUAGAUCCAAUAGAUGGAGUCAUCUUGGUGGACCCAGAAUAUCUUAAGGACAGAAAAGUCUUUGCCCACAUCCUGGCCGCCUUUCGCUAUGGACGUGAAGACCUGGAUGUGCUCGGCCUUACCUUCAGGAAGGACUUGUACCUGUCUUCUAUGCAGGUUUACCCACCAUUAAAGGAUUCCAAGGAGUCUAAGCCACUCACUCGGUUGCAGGAACGCUUAAUAAAGAAGUUAGGACCCAAUGCCUAUCCUUUUUUCUUUGAGCUUCCACCCAAUUCUCCAGCUUCUGUCACCCUCCAACCUGCUCCUGGAGACACUGGCAAGCCCUGUGGUGUUGAUUAUGAACUGAAGACCUUCGUUGCUGACAAUAUAGAUGAGAAACCUCACAAAAGGAAUUCUGUCAGACUUGCCAUUCGUAAACUAACCUAUGCCCCUGAAGAACCAGCCCCACAGCCCAAUGCUGAAGCAGUCAAAGACUUUAUCAUGAGUCCAGGGAGCAUCAGGCUCGAAGCUUCACUGGACAAGGAAAAAUAUUAUCAUGGAGAGAGUAUUGCCAUCAAUGUCUUGGUAGACAACAAUACCAACAAGACAGUGAAGAAAAUCAAAAUAUCAGUGCGGCAGUUUGCGGACAUUUGUCUGUUCUCCACUGCCCAGUAUAAAUGUACAGUGGCCGAGCUGGAGAGCGAGGAAGGAUUUCCAAUUCAGCCCAGUCAGACUGGAUUCUGUAAAGUCUACCACCUGACUCCCCUGCUCUUAAACAAUCGUGAUAAACGGGGGCUGGCCUUGGAUGGCAAACUGAAACACGAAGACACCAACCUGGCUUCGUCCACCAUCAUGACUGAAAAGAGUCAGAAAGAAAGUCUAGGUAUUGUUGUGUCCUAUCGAGUCAAGGUAAAGCUCAUCAUGGGAUUUGGUUCAGGAAUGUGGUUUCAAAAGUUAAUCCCUCGAAGACGCCAUGAAAAUGAUCGAAGCACAAAAGAAUUGGCCGUUGAAUUACCAUUCACUUUGACCCACCCCAAGCCCCCAGAUUCACCAGCACCAUCCAGAUCAGCGAGUAUCGCACCAGCAGAAGGAGGUGACGUGCCAAUAGACACCAACCUUAUUCAGCUGGAUACUAAUGGCGAAGCUUUCUAUGGCGACAAGGAUGAUGAUUUUAUUUUUGAGGACUUUGCUCGGCUGCGUCUAAAAGGCCAUGAAGGGGAUGACACUGAAGCUUAGUCACUGACCAAUAUAUUUUCUUGGAGUAGAAUCUGAACAUUAUUUGUAUGUUGUUGGUUUUUUUUUUUUUUUCAGAAACUUGUUUCAUGUUUAUUUUAGUGUGUGUAUGAGCUGCUCUACCAAUGGUAAGGGUCCCUUGGUAUGUUAUACAACCAUCAGAUAUAUACACAGCUAGGUAAACCUUGUGUCACUCAUUGAACCUGAUGACAAAAAACAAGAACCUGAACUCGAUGACUAGUGCAACUUACUAACUUUUGGAAGCUCAAUUUGUUUUAAUUACAUACAGUUUGGAAAAGAAGGGUGAAAGUUGUUUGUUUGGAGCUAUGUACUGUACAUUUUAUAGAAAUUUUUGUAUUUUUAAAGUUUAUUGUAAGCAUGUUUUCUAGGUUAAUUUUACAGUUUAUUGUAAGCAUGUUUUCUAGGUUAAUUUUACAGUUUAUUUGUAAGCAUGUUUUCUAGGUUAUUGUUGUACUGUUUACUUAAUAGUAAAAUCUAAUUUGUCAUUCAGCUAUUUAAAACAAAAUGAUAUUCUACACAAUUUGUGUAUGUGACUAUUUAUUGCUUCAAUCCGGAACUUGUUGUAGCCAGUUUAUUUAUUUGAUGGUUUCAAUUUGGACAUGAUCUUUAGUAGCAUUGUCUUACUGACCAAAGACAAAGCAUUGUUGAAUAAAUUAGAAUAUUGUAUAGUUUUAGGGCAGGGGCUUUUUAUUUGUGUGUUCAUACAGAUAUCUUCUUAGUGUCAACUCUUUAGGUGAGAAGUGUCAGUGUCCACGACAGAAUUGAAAGCUACUCUGUUAGCUCUGUCAUUUGUUUUAGAACUUGCGCUACUUUGCAAUGCAAAUCAUUCUUAACAAAAGUUUGAAGACAAGAGCAACAAUUGCUAAAGUUUGCUAUAAUCUCUAUCAAUUCUGUGGUUAGAUAUCUUGCUAUCAUGCACAUCCCUCUCUUCUGGUACUGGAAGAAGACUCUUUGUCUCCCCUGACAUUGGUUGUGUGAUCUGAUGUACAUACUUCAGUUUUUUUUUCUUGUCACUUUCUUGAUUUGAACUAAUUUAUGCUGCAAGCUUUUUAGAAUGAUGCAUGACAGAACAAGUCCAUCCAUCUCUUCAAAAAUAAAGAGAUUUAUCAAGUUAAAUGCAUUGAUUUUUAUACUUACAAAACAUUCUCCAGAAAAUCAAAGGCUAAGACAUAAGACACAUAAAGUACCUGAUUCAAGCUCCAUAUUAAACUGCAGCUUUUUUUUUUUUGUUUCAUAUAUUUGUUAUGCUUCAGGUUUUUAUUUUAAGCUUACUCUUUUUAUUGAAUGGCAUAUAACUUGAUCAGUUGUUUAUGAUCACUAUCUCAAGGUAAUAGCUUUUACUUUAAACUAUAGUUUUGACACUCUUUAAUAAUUUUAUAUUUUAUGAUAAUGUCAUUCAGCUUAGAACUUGUUUUACAUAUGUUAGUGUAUUAACAUAGACUUUAUUAGAUUCUUUUUAUUUUGCCUACAAAAUGUUUAAUUUAACUUAAUUUUUUUUAUUCUGGUGAAAGACUUCAGAUAGUGGUCAAUGCUAGUGACUAGAGGAUCUCUUCGCUUGAAAGAAUCAAAAUACUCUUAACCCUGAUUCUUUUGUGCUAUUUUCAAUUCAUGAUUUCUAAUUUCAAGUUGUGUGCCCUCAUAAAGAUUACAAAAGUUUGAACUUUGAACAACAGAAAGCUAAGUCAACAGGGUUCGUAGCCACCUUGAAAACCUGGAAAACACCUUGAAUUUCAUAUUAAAUUCAAGGCCUUGAAAAAGCCUUGAAUUUCGUAAAAAACGGUGAAAAAACCUUGAAUUUUAAAACUGGACCUUGAGUUCUUUCCCUCCCGAUACCUGGUGUUUAUUUUCGUUUUUUUCCCGGUUACAUUGAGCUGACCAGUGACGACGCGUCUACACCGCCUUUCACCCACUUGUGAAGCGCGACCUCGUGAUUGAAAACGACCUUGGCUGAAGCAAGCAUUUCACUUAGCACUAUUUUCCUUUCACUGUUACGACUGAAGACGCGCUAGAUCUAGUCUGUAGUGACUAUUGUCUAUAACUAGAGCAAUUAGCAGCCUAAUGUGAAGGCUACACCCCUCCGGGCCCUCCCUCGCCGAAAAUCUUCUUGUUGUAACAGUAAGAGUGACUUCGCGUGGAAAGUCCGUAUAUCAUCUUAUCUUUGUGUCUUUCUGAGUAUUUUAUUAGAUUUUUUAUUUGGAGAUUAUGAUUCAGUGUUUAAGUAUAAUUGCUACCGGUACUUUACUUUUGAGUCUUCUCACGAUCCAUCCUUCUCAUCUAGCUAGAAAUAGUAUCUAGAUUUAGAUCUAAGUUAGAUCUAGUGAAGAUAAUUCGCGCUUAACCUGAAAACUCCGUGAAUUUUAGUUAAUUUAAGGAUCUAGAUACAGGUAGGGGCCUACAUCUAAUGUCUAGAUUGCUCUACAAAUACUCUAGAUUCUAGAUUUACGCUAAAUCACUAGAAUCUAGUGAAGAUAAUUCUCUCACUGCCGUUAAAAGUCCGCGAAGUUUAGUGACAUUGAGUUAGAAUCUAUAGAGUCUAGAUCUACGAUAGAUUCAGUGAAGAUAAUUCGCACACAGCCGUGAAGAAAAGUCCGCCAAUUUAGUGACUUAAUUAGAUCUAGACUGAGAAGCAGUGACAGCCGUGAAAAGUCCGCGAAUUUAGUGACUUAGAUCUAGACUCUAGAUUUACGGUAGAUUCAGUGAAAAUAAUUCGCACACAGCCGUGAAAAGUCCGCGAAUUUUAGGGACUAGAUUUACGGUGAUUCAGUGAAGAUAAUUCGAAAAAAAGUCCGCGAAUUUAGUGACUUAGACUUAGAUCUAGACUUAAUUUACGCUAAUCCAAUAGAAUAUAGAGUGAAGAUAAUUCUCUCACAGCCAUGAAAAGUCCGCGAAUUUAGUGACUUAGAUCUAGACUCUAGACCUAGAUUUACGAUAGAUUCAGUGAAAAUAAUUCGCACACUGCCAUGAAAAGUCCGCGAAUUUUAGGGUUAGAUUUACGGUGAUUCAGUGAAGAUAAUUCGAAAAAAAGUCCGCGAAUUUAGUGACUUAGAUCUAUACUUAAUUUACGCUAAUCCAAUAGAAUAUAGUGAAGAUAAUUCUCUCACAGCUGUGAAAAGUCCGCGAAUUUAGUGACUUAAAUUAGAGUCUAGAUCUACUGUAGAUUUAACGAAAAUAUUUCGCACACAGCUGUAGAAAAGCCCGUAGAGUUAUUUUGGUUGUAAUGUACUUAAAACUGAUGGAAAGCAAGUCAACUGCUAUAGUAAGAAUGAAAUAUUUUUUUUACAAAUCUAUGUCAAUUUAAGAAAAUUUCCAACUUCAGAUUGCGACAGUUUUAGCUGAAUUACAUCUCAUAUUUUUAAAAAGUUAUUCUUCUGUAGUGCAAGCUUGUGUGUGUUUUCUAAUGUAUUAAAAAGUUGCAUUUAAAUGCUUAGGAAACACUAGAGAUGAAUUCUUUUUUAUAUAUAUAUAUAUAUAUUGUUCUUUUUACAUAUUAAUGUCAUAUGUAUGUAAAUAUAUAUACAUAUAUAUUGAUUGCUAUGGUGCGAUGCAUACCUUGAAAAUCUAAAACUCUACCUUGAAAACCUGGAAAAUCAUUCAUGAAAUUGGCUAUGAACCCUGAGUCAAGUGAAUGAUCUGAAACACUUUAAUGCCUCCUGUACUAGACACACAGCAAGAAGAAGGCUGUGUAUGUAUUCAAAACAAAUGUUUCACUUGAAGUCAUCUUCUAGUUCACAGCUUUUAAUGUCACAGUCACUAGAUUGAUUUACCAGAAUAAGUCUUGAUAAAGUCAUAUUUUCUCAUCCAGAUUGUUUUAUUGUUUUGAAGAACAAGACAGCUAAGCUGAACAUCUUAUUUUUGUGUUAUCACUUGAAAACAAAAAGCUGUUUAUAUUUCUAGACUCCUAUACUUUUUUGAGAGUUAUUUUAGCAAUAAGAUUUUAUAAUUAUCUCAUCUUUUAGUGAUCUUACAGUAGACACUAUUAUUGAAUGAAUUAGUUGGAAGUGUUCUGUAUGUUGUUGUUGUAACUAUGGGAUUAUUGAAACAAAUAAAUGCAAAUGUUUUAUUUCUUUAUUGUGCAUCCAUUAUUUUACCAAUACCAUGUCUAUUGAAUUAUUUACUACUAAGUCACUCAAUGUUGUUAUAAAUAUUUUUAAUUUAUGUCCAUUUAUUUAGCUCUAAUUAAUAAUUACUUGUUUCUAUGACCCACUAUAAAUAUAUAUAUAUAACAUGAGUUUUUUUUCUUUCUCUGAGGGAAGCUACUUUUUUGUUUCAUUUACUUUAAAGGGUAGUUCUUCAUUUGGUCUUUUGUUUCUAGAGUCAUUAGAAAUAAGGCAUUUCAAGGCAUGGUCUAUGUCAUGAUGUUCUCAUUGUAGUUUGCUAGUAAGCUGCCACUAAGACUUCAUGUUCUUUGCUCACAGUUUUUCUAGUCACACUCAAGUCUGAUCCCAGACAAAGCUUCAAAGUUCUAGUCUUAGUGUCAAUGUAAGAACCAGUGUUUGAGUCUUUACACAUUAAUAAGAACUUUGUCUCAAGAUGGUGUAUUAUGUAAAUCUUCAUUUGUUCUGACAUAGUCCCGCAGUCCUGGCUUGCCCCAAUGACUCUAGAAACAGCUGUUCAAAGUGAACCAUAAGUUCUAACAAGAGAACUCUUAUUGUGUUGAAAAUAUUUUUUUAAAUCAAAAUAGUAGUUUGGCUUUUAAAGAAAAAGCACUUAGUCAAAGAUUAAAAUUCUAAGAAUUUUAAGCUGUGACAAUGUGGCUUCCAGUAAAACUUGACUCUAUCUGUACUUCCACUUGUAUGGUCUUAAUAUUAUUGCUUCAUUAUAUUUCUACCAUAAGGUAUAAAAGAUUUUUUCAAAGCAUGCCUACAUAUUCUCUCUUAAGGAUAUUGCAUCCUCAGAAUUGAUCAAUGUGCAUAAUUCUGUUCUCUUUAUGGAUGUUGGUGUCUGCUCUAUUGUUUGUCGGAAAAGACAAAAUUUAGUUUUGCUUCCAAUCUAUUUUGAUGUUGUUCCCUUACAAGUGUCAUGGGGACAAGCUAGCACAUCUGUGACCUUUUCCUCCGUAGGGACUCAGCAUCAGGGCCUAUGUAUCAUUGAAUGUAUCAAUAUUUAUAUACCAUACUUACAUCUAAAUAAAUAUAGUUCAUUCUUUUUUUUUUUUUUUUUUGUUAUUGUUGUUGUUGAUUUAUUGAAUGUUUUCAAGUUGAACAAGGACAAACUUGUGCAAUAUUUAAUUCCCUGUAUUCAUUGUGUCAUCAUGUCUCUGAGUUGUAUCCCUUGUUAUUCAUGUCGAAGUAAAUAUCUAACCCUGUGACUUUUGGGAUAUACAUAUAUUUAUCUUUAUACAUAUUAGGAAAUCAGAAGUUUGAAUUAAUUGUAGAUAGCUGUGAGAAAAGACAAAAUAGAUUUCUUUGGUAAUUGUGAUGUUGGCCCUUUGAAUAGUUCUUCAGUCAUGAAAAUAUAUUAAAUCUCAAGUGACUUUGGUGAAAGCAAUGUGAAGUUGACAGGUUCCUGUACUUUUACCUUCAGUCUUGCUGCUAGUUUCAGAGAAAUCAAAGUGUUUGGUAAAAUACAAAGUAUAUUGUAACAUGACUUUUAAAACUUUUCUUGGGCCAUCAUUGCAAUAGUGUUAGUUUUUAAACCUGUUUAUUCAACCUUUUUUUUUUUAAUAAAUUCUAAGGUAAUAAAUGAAAUAAAAGUGAAACUCUUUGUACAUUAUUUUUCAAACUACUUUCAGGAUUGUAUGUUAAAACUAGCCCCUCAGUGUUUUAAACUUCUGUUGUUUAGGUAAUUUUUUUUAUUGUGAUUUCGAUACUGACUCUAUGUAAUUGAUUUAUAUUUCUAUACAUACACAUAAUUAAACAAACAAAACUGAUUGUCCAUAUAUUUUUUUAAAACUUCCUAGCUUUUGUGUAUUAUAUCUAAUAAACUAUUGAACAAACUGUGAGGACAUGACCUAUAUAUUCUAGAACUGUUACUCACUCCUAUAUAUUUGAAUAUCAAACUUCUCCUUGCUAGGCUGGGAGAGCUUCUAUAGAGCUGUCGCAACAAUCACCUCCCAAUACAUCUUGAUGUGUUUGUAUUUUCACCAAAGUCCUAAAAAUCCAUUGAACUGUGCCCAACACUGACUGUUGUAUUUGGUCCUAUCAGCGCUGUCACAUUUAGUCUUCUGCUAGUUCUCUAUUAACAAUAAAAAAUCUUUGGUUCUAAA
Molecule: messenger RNA, 12656 nt
Organism: Biomphalaria glabrata
Lineage: Eukaryota; Metazoa; Mollusca; Gastropoda; Planorbidae
Product: beta-arrestin-1-like
Exons: 15
Coding region: 5117-6433 (438 amino acids)
Biological process (GO): signal transduction; G protein-coupled receptor internalization
Cellular component (GO): cytoplasm
Molecular function (GO): G protein-coupled receptor binding
Source: RefSeq, a predicted model, not a curated record